Messenger RNA from Suillus subalutaceus, 2069 nucleotides. RefSeq lists its product as uncharacterized. Bases 132 to 1814 code for a protein of 560 amino acids. The transcript is spliced from 13 exons. NCBI's taxonomy places the organism in Eukaryota, Fungi, Basidiomycota, Agaricomycetes, Boletales, Suillaceae. The record is from RefSeq and is a predicted model, not a curated record.
CUCACAGCCACGACUUCACUGACUGAGUGAAGCUCCUUAAAAGAGCGAUUCAAGCGUCGCCAGACACUGCCGAACUCGCCCGCCAUCAAAUUUCCAAUUGCACGCUUGAGGAAGCUGUGGUUUAGUUAGACAUGAACACUAUUUCUCCACGUUCGCAACGUUUCCGAGACUCUGUCCACAACAUCCCGACACCUGGUACAGAAGUGCACCGGCCCAGGCGUUAUGAGCCUAUCGUUUUGAACAUUUACAUCGUUGGAAGCAUUGCUCUGCUUAUGAUAUGUCUGGGCAUUGCACUUGAGAUAGCUCUGCAUAUAUCAGAUAUAUGCAAUGGCUUCUCAGUACCUGAGAAGAAUGUGAUCACCUUCGUAUCAACUUCAUUCCUAACGUCGUUUGUUCCGACCUUGCUGGUAGUCCCACUUGCGUAUUUCUGGGCUGUAGCAGACUGGAUGCUCAGAUGGUACCAGCCAUAUGUCACGCUAUCCGAGGGCAAAGCACCUGCAGCACGCAGUAUUCUACUAGACUAUGUAAGCACUUCUCGCCUAACCACCUUAUACUAUUCCCUCAAGCACCGACAUUGGUUAAUCAAUGUAUCGACACUCACUGCCUUUCUGUCAAACUCCCUAGUAUACAGUAACCUUCAAGAUCCACCAUUCGUUAAUGGCGGAUGGUCUGCUGCUCCAUUCACAGCCCCUGCAGGCUCUAUUCUGAAUGGAACCCUAGCCGUAAACACCACUGCUGUUCAAACGCACGUCAACUGCAUAAACCCAACUUCUUUCACGACUACCAAUCUCACCAGCUCAGAUUUUGUAUUAUCGGCUACCUUUUCGACUACCUGUAACGCCAGUCUCAGUCUUAACCCUAACGAUGGUCCCGACCAAUUCUCUGUGACAGCAGCGUCGACGUGUGCACCCUCGUAUCAGGAUCAAAACUUUCAGCCCGUCAUUUUCUGGUAUUAUCAUUUGUCUGAUAACGGAGACGCACUAGGGACUGCCGUUUUCUGCCAACCGAGUAUUGCCAUUUUUAUAGUCACAACCUCGAUGGAUCUCAAUGAUGGAUCUAUGGGAGACUGUACAAUUGUAGAGCCUUUCGAGUAUACCAAUAACGUUACAGGCAACCCUUUGAACGGCCAAGCAUUCAAUGGGGUCAUGUUUGAUGCGAGCAACAACUCGUACAUUACCGCCAGGAUUCUCGCCAUCAACUCAGGUAUUCCAGGAGCUAUAUAUUCCUUCGCUUCGCAACAACCGGACGGUCCACAAUCCGUAUUCGAUGAUCCUUAUGGAUUCGUCAAUGCCACAAAGAAGGUCUAUACACAAUAUCUUUCCAUUGCCGCGCAAACCAUCUAUUUCCUGCCAGACAAUACGACUAUCUCUGCCCAGCUGACAUCAGAUAUCCCAAGGUUAUUCGUCGAAACUCUACCAGCACACCUACUUUCCGUGUUAUUCAUUUGCAUCGGAAUUUCAUCCCUUAUCGUUCACAUCCUGCACAAGCGCUCUCGCAGAAAUCUUUGGUUGACCAGUCCACCUGGCUCGAUCGCAGCCAUCGUAUCCCUCACAUCACGUUCUGGCUUCGGCGAUCUCCUUCUGCCCUAUGAUGAUGUAUCGCGCAUGAAGAGCAACCUCACCGGUCUCACCUUCCGUCUUGAUAAACGAACGGGUGCCAUAGUCGCGGAAGAAGACUUUGGCGUUGUUAAUACCUCUGACAAUACAGCGCUGUUGGGCGGUAAAAGGGGGUAUGGCGUGAUGGUGGGGGUGGAUAACCUCACUCCGUUGUCGCGCGCAUCCUUCAAGGAAAAGCUUGAACCUGAAAGUCCUUGAUGGAAGGGUUUGCUUUGCAUGCUAUCCUGCCUCCUAUGUGGGCUGGUUUUGAUACGAAUUAUACGCCAUUUACGUGCCAUUUACCGUUAUGUUUGCAUGGACUAUCCUUUAUUUAAUCUGACUAACACCCCUUUCCCCUCCACCCCAUUAAAAACACGUAUGUACUAAUUCGGCAUCAUAACGAUGCUGUGUCCUCGAUCGAGAGUGUGAUCUGGUGACAGACCAAAGUAUUAAUGCAACCUCGUGCCUCGAAAA